AUGCCGCCUCGAAUAUCAUUGGCACCGUCUCGAACCCUGUCGUCGCCAUUGACACGCUGUGUGCACCUGCAGCCCCAGCGGAGGUUUCUCUCGAGCUCCGCAGAUGCACCAGAAGUCUACGAUGUCGUCUGUGUAGGUGGAGGCCCGGCUGGCCUCAGUCUACUUACGGGUCUAAAAGCAUCGCCAAUUACCAAUGGAUUGAAAGUUGCACUUAUCGAGGGCCAGGAUUUGCACAAGAGCCGGCUGGCGCAAGACGCCAGCUUGGAGACUUUCUCGAAUAGAUGUAGCUCCCUCACACCGGCUUCCGUGAGAAACCUGCAGGAGAUUGGAGCGUGGGCCCAUGUCAACCAGCCUCGAGUACAGCCAUACCAGGAGAUGCAAGUAUGGGACGGCGUGAGCGGAGCACGCAUAUCCUUUGACUGGCACACCGCAAAGCCUCUCCUUACUCCCCGCAAUCCCGCGCAGCCGACGACCAUUGCAUACAUGAUUGAGAAUGUCAACACUGUCACUGCCCUGCUGAGCCGGCUUGAAGAGCUCGGCGGUGUCGAUUUCUACACAUCUACCAAAGUCAAUUCGAUAGACCUGGGCACCGAUAAGGAUAAGAUGGACUUUUCUUCCUGGCCGAUACUCACAUUGUCAAAUGGGAAGUCCCUCGCCGCGAGGUUAUUGGUAGGCGCCGAUGGUGCGAACAGUCCAGUUCGGACAUUUGCAGGCAUUGAGUCGCGAGGAUUCGAUUACAAUAGACAUGGAGUUGUAGCCAGCCUGAAGCUUGAAGGCCAGGGCUGGGGAGGAUCGGAUCACAAGAUUGCGUACCAGCGGUUCUUGCCGACUGGACCAAUUGCUAUGCUGCCAUUGCCUGGUAACAUGUCGACGCUUGUAUGGAGCACAACGCCGGAGCGUGCCGCCAAGCUCAAGGCACUGUCGCAGCAGGAGUUUGUUGCCAUGGUCAACGCAGGCUUCCGACUGUCGCCCACUGAUCUCGAGUACUUGCACACACUAUCGUCGGGACAUGAAGAAGAAGUUGCAUGGCGAGAGAAGCACACACCUGUCGACGAGCACGCAAUCCCCAUGCGGGUGACCAACGUACAGGCCGGCACUGUUGCAUCCUUUCCGCUUCGUAUGCGACAUGCAGACACUUACACGGGCGAACGAGUCGCACUAGUCGGUGACGCUGCGCAUACCAUACAUCCGCUUGCAGGUCAAGGCCUCAACCAAGGACAGGGCGAUGCAGCAGCACUUGUCCGAACAAUAUCGUAUGCUGUUCAGACUGGUCAGGACAUUGGAUCAACGUUAGCAUUGGAAAGCUACAACAGCGAACGAUACGCGGAGAACAAUGCCAUGCUGGGCGUAUGUGACAAGCUGCACAGGCUCUAUAGUGUAGAAUCAGGGCCACUCGUAGGACUACGAAGCCUAGGCUUGAGAGCUGUAGAUUCCAUGGGCCCGCUCAAAGGCUUCUUCAUGAGCAAAGCAGCCGGCGGAUCAUGA
Messenger RNA from Bipolaris zeicola 26-R-13, 1485 nucleotides. RefSeq lists its product as uncharacterized. The coding region runs from base 1 to 1485 and encodes 494 amino acids. The transcript is spliced from 2 exons. Gene Ontology annotation, molecular function: FAD binding; oxidoreductase activity, acting on paired donors, with incorporation or reduction of molecular oxygen, NAD(P)H as one donor, and incorporation of one atom of oxygen; 2-octaprenyl-6-methoxyphenol hydroxylase activity. NCBI's taxonomy places the organism in Eukaryota, Fungi, Ascomycota, Dothideomycetes, Pleosporales, Pleosporaceae. Gene Ontology annotation, cellular component: mitochondrion. Gene Ontology annotation, biological process: ubiquinone biosynthetic process. The record is from RefSeq and is a predicted model, not a curated record.